Molecule: messenger RNA, 1836 nt
Organism: Suillus subalutaceus
Lineage: Eukaryota; Fungi; Basidiomycota; Agaricomycetes; Boletales; Suillaceae
Product: T-complex protein 11-domain-containing protein
Exons: 3
Coding region: 1-1836 (611 amino acids)
Source: RefSeq, a predicted model, not a curated record
AUGCUCCUCGUCAACCUCCUCCUUCAAUCUCCACCGAUGCUGCACGAGCUGUAUGGCCAUCAGAACCCUCUCCAAAACGUCCAAGAGUUGACACUCAUAAUCUACAAUCUUUCAAAACUCAUAGGCGUUCAGCUAGGACACCUUCAUCUCCUCUUACCAGUCCUUGGCGUUCUUUCAAAUCUCGCCCUGACCCUCAUUGCACUGCUAUCGAUUGUCCACCUCUACCCGUUCACCCUCCAGUCGACCUCUCAUCACCCCAUAUCCCAGCAAUGCACCCACUUAUCAACAGACAGACCCUCAAAGAACUUGAUCUCGACUCUAUACUUCGUAAUCCGCAACUUCUUUCGUCCUACAUCUGGCCGUCGUAAACGUGAUCUAUCAGACAAAUAUUGGUCCGCUAUCGCACAAGAACUUCAAACAGGCUGCACCUGCGUUUCCUUUGAUCUUCAAUGGAAACCCCACGACCUCCUCUGCGUUUGCGCCCAAGGCCCUAUACCUCAAGUACCCAGCCUCACCUACUGCUCCCCUCGUCGAGCACUCACACUCCGCAUGCCCUCACGCAUUCGUCCCCUCCUCACAGAAUUUCUCGAGGUUUUACUCUUUGUCAUACAACCCCUUACAAGCAUAUGCGGCACCUACGCCAAUCCUGCAACUCUUCAGACGCAAAUCGAGCAGCACGCAGCUCAGGCCGCUCAUCUCAGAUCCCUCUUUGAUCCGGAGCUUAUUCAGCAGGAGCUCCACCACCAACUCUUCGAUCCAUCAGGACUCUUCAUCGUCAUUGGACAUACUCUCAAAAGCCACUGUGCCCCGAUGCGCGAUCGUCUUGUCGACGCUAUGGUAGAAGCAGCCAAAGCUUGCGCCCCGGGCUGCGGUGGCACUAAAGCGGACGCGGUCAAGGCCGAUAUUGCGAACCAUCAAUUACAAACCCUCCGCCCAUUCCUCAUAGAAACCGCGGGUCAAUACGAGCUCAAGGCGUUCAAAGGCCGAAAGGGGGCAGGUGCCUCACUCGACCUUACCCGGAAAUGGAUACGAACGGCAUACCACCACCUCAUGUCCUCGUCCCACCCAAUUCCAAUCAUACUUCCCCAUCCGUCCCACCCUUCCAACACCAUAACUCUAAAUUAUCGCCAACUCCCACAAACGCAGCAAAUAUACCUAAGCGUGCUCAAAGCCCUCACGGACCUUGUUUUUGAACCUCCCUGUGGUCCAACCCCCACGCCCGUUCUGCAUUCCCACUCCCCCCAACGCGAACGCAUGUCGAAAUCGAGCAUACCAUAUCUCCCACUAUACCCCGAAACCACGUAUCUGGACGGCGCGCGUCUGUUGGUGUUAUCAGGCGAAGCGGCGGACGCCACUGCUAUGUAUAUGUUCCUUCUUUUAUUUCGGCAAUUGGCAUUUAGCGAUCCCGACCCUAACUCUUGCGGCGAUCCGGGCUUGAAGGUAGUUGUGACCGAUGCCCAACUCGCUUCGCUUAAAAAGGAAAUCCGAGAUAUCUCUUCAGGGCAUCUUGGACAUUGUUUUACGCAGGUGAAGGGAGAUGGGGACGGUGAGAGAUGGGCAAAGAUUAGAGAGGAUAUUGUUUUGCAGAUCGCUAUGCGCGCGAAGGAGGCUCGUUCGUCUUCCACGCCUUCGUCGAGUUCCCCACGGACACGGAACCCAGAAUCAGCAUCAGCAUCAGAAACAGGGUCGGAUCCUCAACCCCAAUCAAGGGUGCUCGCUUCCCGCACCAGACGAGCGCAUGCUCAAACUAGCCGAGCGCUGGUCCGACACGAACAUGCGUCCCAACUCGCCGCUGAGCACGCUGCUACGCAAGAGGAUCCGCGAUGUUGUGUUUAA